AUGUUGUUUACGACUGUCAUACAAAUAGUCCACAUUGACGUCGAUCGAUAUCGAGAUGAAAAACAAAAUGAUCUAGAAAAACAACGAAUUUAUUUGAACUUCCAAGAUGUCAGCUUUAACUCCACCACCAGCACCGCCACUGGUUAUAUCGCUCAAUUACAAGGCCAUCCGAUGUUAACUAAACAACGUCUUCUAUCAUUACGACAAAGUUUCCUAGUAACAGUUGGUUUUCUUGUUCUCUUAUAUUGUUUAAUUCAUAUUCAAAUCUUGUUCUUUUGGCUAUUGAAAUUUGUUUUUCGGUUAUUAUUUAAAGUCUUUUCGCUUAUUUUCUGGCUUCCACUAAGAACUGUUCGUUUAUUACUCCCGAAAUCCGUUGACUACGAUGUUCUAUUUCCAUUGUUUUGGUUAUGCUCAAUUGCAUCAUUUUACGUUUCGAAGUUUUCGCACGAAAGUAUUUGUCAAUUCUACGAUCAACAUCUCGUUCGACGAUAUAAAUCUCUUCAAUAUGAUCCAGCAAAACGUGAAGAUAUUCGACGAUACUUAUUCAUCGGAACAUUUCUUGUUCUUCUGCUUGUUCAAUGUUUAUUUAUUCUUACACCGAUUGCUCUGUCAAUUCGAAAUCAUCAUGCAAAUGCUAAAGUGUCGUCGACACCUAUGAUCGUGACUCCGACAACGACUGUUCAAACUACAACAGUCAAAUCACCUGUGAAAGAUGUUGUGGAAACAAUGAGUGCGAACUUCUAUAAACGUUUCAUCGAUGCAUUUACAGACGAUAAUGAAACAUACGCUGGUGAAAAACGUCAACCGUUAGUCAGUGAUGAGCAGCUUGAAGAAACAGUGAAAUCGCUGCAAAAGACGAUUAAAAGUGGCAUAAAGAGCAUAAAACCAACGGAUAAACCCAAAGACGCUCAAGAACAAAAGAAAAGUUCAAGAUUUCAACGAUGGAUUGUUCAUUAUCUCAAAGCACCUUUUCAGAAAUGGGAAAGUAAAAAGCCUGCAGUAAUCAACUCAAAAGAUGAACAGAAUAAAUUAGAUGAUCAAGAAGAGGAGGAAGAUGUGCAAAUCAAUUCCUCCUCUUCACUUUUAGAUGCAGAGAAAAGUGAUCAAGAAGACGAAGAUGAUAAUGAUGAAGAUGACGACGACGACGGCGAAGAUGAUGAUGACCUGUCAGGAUCUGAUGUCGACGACGAAGACGAUGAUGAUAAUGAUAUUCAAGAGGAACAUGCGAGUAUUAGGGACAAAUUGCAACAAGGUUUAGAUUCAGCUAGUAAUUUAGGAGAAAAAAUUAAAGACAAGCUAUUUUCAUCUUCAAAAGAUAAGGACGACGAUAAUGGUUCUUUGUCAAUGCAACAACGUCUAGCCGAAUCAGCGACGAAUAUCAAAGAAGAACUUAAAAAAAAGUUCUCUUCUUCGGCGGCUAACGACGACGAAGAUUCAGAUUCAGAUGAUGAGCCAAUAGAAAGUGCUAAAACUGUAUCUCAAGCAGUAGCAGAUGAAUUACAAAGCAAAUUACAUUCAUCUACUGAUGCUUAUGAUGAAGAUGAAGAAUCUGGAUAUGAUUCGGAUGAUGAAGGAGAACAAUUAACAACAUUAACCGGCAAGGCAAAGGAAACUUUAGGAGAAUCCGUGGAAAAAGUCAAAUCGAUUGCAUCGAAUGUCAAAGACAAAGUUGCGUCUGCAUUAGAUAAGGAUGAUGAAACACUCGUAUCAAUUUCUGAUCAAAUCAAAGAGAGCUUAGAUAAACCGGUCGAAGUUGUGAAAGAAUUCGGUGAAGAUGUAAUAACUAAUGUUAGAAACAAGUUAUCAUCGCCUGCCGAUAAUGACAAAGACAAAGAAGAAGAAAAAGAUCCAUCGUUGAUAAAUCGUGCACAGGAAACUGCAGAGAAAGUUAUCUCCGUUGCCAAUGAACUCAGACAUAAAACUGUUGAUAUUCUGGAUACUGCUGAAGAAUAUGCAGAAAAUGCAGUGAAACAGUCCGCGGAGUUCAUCGUCAAGAAAGCAAAAGAUGCGAAAAAACGUUUACCAAAACCGGAUAAAGUCAUUUCAAAAAUAAAACACGACGUCGUUGAGCCACUAGAAGCCGAAGCAGCAAAAUUGAAAAAAGAGCUGGAAACGAAAGCUGAUCAGAUAAAAACAACCGUCGUUGGUAAGAUCAAAUCUUUGAAGAAAGAAAAGAAACCGAAAACAUUGAGCGAAAAAGCAAAAGAGAAAUUGCAAUCCAUCGCUGACUCUAUUCAAGAAAAACUUCCAGGUAGAAAGAAGAAGGUAAAAGAAGCAAAGUUACUCGAUCAAAUCGCAUCGAAAAUACAACUGAAAAAUCGAAUUAAUGGUUGGUUUGAUGAAGCUUGGAAUAUUUGGCAUCUAGCAAAAUCUAAUCUCGCCCAUAUCUUUAUUUCUUCAACAAAACAUGCACGACAUUUACCGCGCUACAACAGCACAUCUUUGUAUACAGCAUAUACAGAUGUGAAAUGUUUUCCCUAUGUCAAAAAAUUAAAUCGUUAUCGACUUAGUAAACGAUCCUAUCUGUAUUUUCUCGAUAAAUAUCGUCGACAUUCACCAUUCUCGGUUUAUCUAUCAAUCUUGAAAUCAAACGGACCGAAAUGCUAUCGCCAUUAUCCAGAUUCGUCAUGUGCAUUGAUACAAAAGAUUCCGAAAGGAAGCUUUAAAGUGAAAAUCUAUCGUUUCGUUCGAUUUUGGGCAUUGAUGGGUUUGAUUGGUGUGAUUCUCACUGCUAUCUAUAAAUAUUAUCUAAGUUUGCCAAAACCUCAGUCAUCAUCAGCAUUCCGUCAACACAGAGAUUUCGAUCGAUCAACAGAUAGAAAACAAACAACAAGAACGUCGUCAUCACCAUCGAAGACUGAUCUAUCCAAAACAACGCAAAAGACAUCAUCCGAUAAUGAAAACAAUACUCCAGCGAAUAAUAGUACUCAACCAUUAGACCCAACAAUUGAUCAACAACUUCAAUUAUGGCUCCAACGCGAACAAAAUGAUGGAUUUCGAAAUCUUAGCGAAACAUGUCGUCUAGCAAUUAAUAAUACAUUUCUAAAACAGCUAGUAAGUCCUAUGGAGAUAUAUCAAUGA
This is a messenger RNA of Adineta ricciae, 3081 nucleotides long. The record is from the annotation of a GenBank genome assembly. NCBI's taxonomy places the organism in Eukaryota, Metazoa, Rotifera, Eurotatoria, Adinetida, Adinetidae.